CAUCGGGCGUCGCUUAGAACUGCUAACGCGAUGAAUCCGAGCGAAGCCUUCAUCUCGAGCGUCUUCGACGUCACGAGCGCCGACUUCACGGUCGAGUGGAGCCACGAGGAGCAGUCCAUGCUCAACAACCUCUUUCCUGGUGGUCAGCCAACCUCGACUGCGUCGUCGCCGUCGUCCGACUCGCGCAAGAAGCAGAAUCUCGCCCUGCAGCGCCACCGCAAGAAGCGCCAGGCCGAGCACGAAGAGCUCAGGCGUGCGGCCGUCGAGCUCGAGGCGACGUUGCAGCGACUGCAGCAGUCCAAGGCGCUCCAAGACAUCCUCAACCCGCCGAGCAAGUGGCACAAGCUGGCGGCAGAAGAGAUUCGCCUCGAGCAAAAAGCACGGCUCGAGAACAAGCAUCUCAAAGAGAUGAUCAAAGAGCACAUGGAGAUCGCGCAGACGUUUACGAACCUCAUCGAGAAGAAGCCCGAGCAGCCGACGGUCAUGGCGCGCUCGCUCACCGACAAGUGGAAGCAGCUCGUACUCGUGGCGGAUGCUGCGACGCGAAAGGCCGCGAUCCACAACAUUUGCGAUCGGCAGUUCGACCUUGUCGACAGCGCGUUCAUCGAAGCAGGUCUCAUUGACGCGACGACCGAGAUCCAGCGCCACUCGAGCAAGUUCCAUCUCGGCGUCUUUGAGCUGCACACGACCGUGUGCCGUGUCGCGCCCAUCACACUUACGUCGGUCGCCGAGGCCUCGUGGCAGGUCAUGCGCGGCGCAGUCUCGGUCAAGCACCUCGACCAAGAGGCGAAGCGCCUCGAAGACGUCGACGCCAACACGUCGUACGUCACGGGCUGGCGCAACCACCCGAUGGGCAAGUACCAGCGGCGCGUGCUCUGCAAGCGCUACUACAACAACAGCGGUGCAGACGCAACGCGCUGCGUCAUGGUCUGCCGGAGCCUCGAGCAGGACGAGCUGUAUCCGUACGACGCCGCGAGCGAAGCGACAAAUGAAGUCUCGUGGCUCGUGCUCGAGGCAGAGCCGUGCGGCGGCACGCGCGUCAAGUACUUUCAGCGCAUCCGGCCGUCGACGUGGAAGGUCGAGGGCCCCCCGAGCGACUACUGGGUUGACACUCUCUCCAAGCACUCCAAGAUGAUUGGCAAUGCGAUCCACGAUUUUAUCGACCAGUAUGGCCGCGCCCAGCUUCAAGCCGCCGUGUAGUGACUAAAUGUAAUUCGACCUUGUAUUAAUUGUUAUUGGCCUA
Molecule: messenger RNA, 1243 nt
Organism: Saprolegnia parasitica CBS 223.65
Lineage: Eukaryota; Oomycota; Saprolegniomycetes; Saprolegniales; Saprolegniaceae
Exons: 1
Coding region: 31-1200 (389 amino acids)
Source: RefSeq, a predicted model, not a curated record